CGUUCUGGUACCUGAACAUCUCGGUGGCAGUGGGGUGGAGCUUGCCACGCCAGAGAGCAGCCAUGGGUAGCAAGGAACGAUUCCAUUGGCAGAGCCACAACGUCAAACAGAGCGGGGUGGACGACAUGGUCCUUCUCUCCAAAAUCAAUGAAGAUGCCAUUGUCGAAAACCUGAAGAAGCGUUUCAUGGACGAUUAUAUCUUUACUUAUAUCGGACCAGUCUUGAUCUCCGUCAACCCCUUUAAACAGAUGCCCUACUUCACUGACCGGGAAGUUGAGCUGUACCAAGGAGCGGCUCAAUACGAAAACCCACCCCACAUCUAUGCGCUGACGGACAACAUGUAUCGUAACAUGCUCAUUGAUGGGGAAAAUCAAUGUGUCAUUAUCAGCGGCGAAAGUGGAGCCGGGAAGACAGUGGCAGCCAAAUACAUCAUGGGCUACAUUUCCAAAGUAUCCGGGGGUGGAGAGAAAGUGCAGCACGUCAAAGAUAUUAUUCUCCAGUCUAACCCACUGCUAGAAGCCUUCGGCAAUGCCAAGACUGUCCGGAACAACAAUUCCAGCCGAUUUGGGAAAUACUUUGAGAUCCAGUUCAGUCGAGGGGGUGAGCCCGACGGAGGGAAAAUCUCCAACUUCCUGCUGGAAAAAUCCCGGGUGGUAAGCCAGAACGAGAGCGAGAGGAACUUCCACAUUUACUAUCAGCUCAUUGAAGGAGCCUCACCGGAACAGAAACAAAACUUGGGGCUUAUGAACCCUGACUAUUACUAUUACCUCAACCAGUCAGAAACAUACAAAGUCGAUGGCACAGAUGACAGAAGCGAUUUCCAGGAGACUAUGAACGCCAUGAGCGUGAUUGGCAUCGCAGGGCAAGACCAGCAGCUUGUGCUACAGAUCGUGGCCAGUAUCCUUCAUCUUGGCAAUAUCGGUUUCCAGGAGCAAGGCAACUACGCCCAGGUGGAGAUUCCUGACUCACUCGCUUUUCCUGCCUACCUCUUGGGGAUCGUCCAGACCCGCCUUAAUGAGAAGUUGACAAGCAGGAAGAUGGACAGCAAAUGGGGAGGCCGGUCAGAGUCCAUCAACGUGACGCUCAACACCGAGCAAGCUUCCUAUACCCGCGAUGCCCUUGCCAAGGGCCUCUACUCGCGCGUCUUUGACUUCCUUGUGGAGUCCAUCAACAAGGCCAUGCGGAAGCCGAAUGAAGAGUACAGCGUGGGCGUGCUGGACAUUUAUGGGUUCGAAAUAUUUCAGAGAAAUGGCUUUGAACAAUUCUGCAUUAACUUUGUGAAUGAAAAACUUCAACAGAUCUUCAUCGAGCUGACCCUCAAAGCAGAGCAGGAAGAAUAUGUGCAGGAAGGCAUCAAGUGGACCCCCAUUGAGUAUUUCAACAACAAGGUUGUCUGUGACCUCAUUGAAAACAAGCUGAAUCCUCCUGGCAUCAUGAGCGUUUUGGACGACGUGUGCGCCACAGUGUACGCCAAGGGGGAGGGGGCGGACCAGACGCUCCUGCAGAAGCUGCAGUCGGCAGUGGGAACCCACGAGCAUUUCAACGGCUCGAGUUCAGGAUUCAUCAUCCACCACUAUGCUGGCAAGGUGUCCUAUGACGUCAACGGCUUUUGUGAGAGGAAUCGGGACGUGCUGUUCACAGAUCUGAUAGAGCUGAUGCAAAGCAGUGAAUUCUGCUUCAUUCGGGCACUUUUCCCUGAAAAACUGGACGCCGACAAAAAGGGACGUCCCACAACAGUCGGUACCAAAAUCAAGAAACAAGCCAAUGACCUUGUGAAUACCCUGAUGAAGUGUACGCCCCAUUACAUCCGCUGCAUUAAACCCAACGAGACCAAGAGGCCUAGAGACUGGGAAGAGAGCCGGGUGAAGCAUCAAGUAGAAUAUCUGGGGUUGAAGGAGAAUAUCCGGGUCCGCAGAGCGGGCUUUGCCUAUCGCAGGCUGUUCCAAAAGUUCCUGCAAAGAUAUGCCAUCCUGACCCCAGAGACGUGGCCCAGGUGGCGAGGAGACGAGCGCCAAGGGGUCCAGCACCUGUUGAGAUCCGUCAACAUGGACGUGGACCAGUACCAGAUGGGUCGCACAAAGAUUUUUGUCAAGAACCCCGAGUCGCUCUUUCUUCUAGAGGAGAUGCGGGAACGGAAAUUUGACGGCUACGCCCGGAUAAUACAGAAAGCCUGGCGCCGGCAUAUCGCCAUCCGGAAAUAUGAACAGAUGCGAGAAGAAGCAUCCCACAUCCUGUACAACUUCAAAGAACGGCGGAGGAACAGCAUCAAUCGGAACUUUGUGGGCGAUUAUCUUGGGAUGGAGGACAAACCCGAGCUGCGUCAGUUUCUGGCCAAAAGGGAGAGGAUCGAUUUUGCUGACUCGGUCACCAAAUACGACAGGCGGUUUAAGCCUAUUAAACGCGAUUUCAUUUUGACCCCCAAAUACUUCUACCUGAUUGGCCGUGAGAAGGUGAAGAAAGGCCCUGAAAAGGGCCAGAUCCGGGAAGUGCUGAAGAAGAAGGUGGAGAUCCCAGCUGUCCACAGGGUAUCUCUCAGCACCAGGCAGGAUGACUUCUUCAUCCUUCACGAAGCGGAGGCCGACACCCUCCUGGAGUCCAUCUUCAAGACGGAACUCAUCAGCCUGCUUUGCAAGCGCUAUGAAGAGGCCACCCGCAACAAACUCCAGCUCAGUUUUAGUGACACACUACAGUUCCGUGUGAAGAAGGAAGGUUGGGGCGGAGGGGGUACCCGAACGGUGACUUUCCUCAGCGGGCAGGGAAGCGUGGCUGUCCUCAAAGCAGGAGGGAAAAUGCUUUCCAUCAGCAUCGGAAGUGGACUCCCAAAGAACUCCAAACCCACCAGGAAAGGAUUCCAGCAAACAAAAGGCUACCAUACGCACGUGCCACCACCACGAGCUGCCCCGCCAGCCCCAAGAGGGAGAACGCUCGCCGGCCCCUGCAGGAACGGGGCCCCGCCGUUUCCUCAGAACAGCGUCCGGGAGCAGGCGUACUCCACCCCCCAAAGGCAGGGGCAGCGCCCCCCAGCCACCGCCCUGCCCAAACAAGGCCAGCCUCGGCGGGCGAAGUCGAGACAACCUUCAGAGCACAACCUGGACUUCCUCAACGUUCCUGACGAAGGGAUGGCUGGAGCACAAAGGAAGAAAAGCAUCGGACAACGGCCACUCCCCGCCCGACCUAAGCCCCCCCAGCCAAGGCCCUCAGGCCCCCGCUGCCAAGCUCUGUAUCGGUAUCACGGGCAGGACGUGGAUGAGUUGAGCUUCAACGUAGGCGAUGUUAUAGACAUCUUGUUGGAAGACUCCUCUGGCUGGUGGAAGGGCCGUCUCCAUGGUCAAGAAGGGCUUUUCCCUGGGAAUUACGUACAGAAGAUCUGA
Messenger RNA from Euleptes europaea (tarantolino), 3371 nucleotides. It is a transcript of the gene MYO1F, whose product is annotated as myosin IF. The transcript is spliced from 28 exons. Gene Ontology annotation, biological process: vesicle transport along actin filament; actin filament organization. Gene Ontology annotation, cellular component: microvillus; myosin complex; vesicle. The coding region runs from base 63 to 3371 and encodes 1102 amino acids. NCBI's taxonomy places the organism in Eukaryota, Metazoa, Chordata, Lepidosauria, Squamata, Sphaerodactylidae. The record is from RefSeq and is a predicted model, not a curated record. Gene Ontology annotation, molecular function: actin filament binding; microfilament motor activity; ATP binding.